AUGAAAAUCGAACUUAAUUCAAUUGGCUUGGCCAAAUCUGUUCCUAAUUACAGUAAAGAUGCUAUGAUUGAUUGGAUAAAAAGUGACAAAAUGAUUUCCUUUUUCUUCAUUUCUGCAAUUUAUGCAAAAGAUGAUGACAAUCUUGGACCAGCAAGAGAUCUCUUAGUCGGUAAAUGGAACGCAGAGAUCUCUAGAACUGAUUCAAAAGGUAAUACUGAUGAUAAGGAAAACGAACUUGUCGAAGUUCGAUUCAACCUUGUUAGCAAAAGAACAGGCCUUAUGAAAAUGGGCGUUUAUCCAGAUUCUUCAUCAAAGGAACCAUACUAUGAGGCUGAAAUUACAUGGGAUUCAAAUGGUAACUCAGCUACAAUUGAAUCAUCUGCAUUCAGCACAAGCAUUGAAUUCUACCUCCUUACAAAGUACGAAGCUCGUGGUACAGCUGAUAACUUCCGUUAUUUGUUCGAAAUUGUUAAAUCAACAGAAGCUCAGGCUACUUUCACCGAUACUGAAACAAACGAAAAGACAACUGUCAAGCUUUACCGCGAUGAAUCAUUCUUCGCAUCUCAAGAUUGGCUUCCAACCAUCAUUGGCUUUGGUUUCUUCGGACUUUUGAUUGCAGUUGCAAUCAUCUUCCGUUCUCCAGAAGCUUCAAAGAGAGAAGAAGAGAGAAUGAAGAGAAUGCAACAAAAGAAAGAACAAGAUGCAAGAAAGCAGAAGAAUCUUGAUGAUAUGGCAAGAAGGUACAAUGUUGAUGACAAGCUGUAA
Molecule: messenger RNA, 765 nt
Organism: Trichomonas vaginalis G3
Lineage: Eukaryota; Parabasalia; Trichomonadida; Trichomonadidae
Exons: 1
Coding region: 1-765 (254 amino acids)
Source: RefSeq, a predicted model, not a curated record